GUUUGCCUGCGACUUUUGCAACACUGACAAAACGCCGGUAAACUCGUGUGGCUUUCAUUUGUUUUGAUUUUUCGGUUACAUAUUAUUAGCCGGAUUUCAAAAUGCAGUUUUCCCUGAAUUACACAAGAAGCUUGGUGCCCCGGCUGCACCGUUUCACCAGCAAGAUUGCCGUGGACGUGGAGCCAGCGGUGAUCUCUGGACUGGAACAGGCCACCCUGAAACCCAGGAAACAUCCGGGCGUAUUGAGGCCCAAUCAUGUGGAGCUGCCCAAACAACUGAGUGAUACUCUUAAGCGCAUUGUGGGUGAUCAUCCCAUAAAGAAACUAAUCCAUGACGGGCAGCAGCUCAACGCCUACAUCAAAUCCCGCCAUCCGCCGCCCACGCAGGAGGAGGUCGAGAACAAGAAGAGGAUCAUCAUUGAGGAGGUCAACUCGAAGAUGCCGCUGGAUCGCUUGGCCACGCUGGACGAGGAGGAGGCGGAGCGCUGGAGGCGCAAGCGUGAACAGGAGAUCAACAAGCGGCUCGGUCAGCGCGUCUACGCCUGGAAGCGAAUCGAGUACGGUCCAUACGAGUCUAUCGUCUAUGCCAUAGCUCGCGGUGCCCAGGAGUACGCAGUGAUGAAGCGCAUCCUCACCGAGCUGGCCCAGCGGGAUGAGCAGUUCCGGCCGCGCAGCUUCUUUGAUUUUGGCUCCGGCAUCGGCACUGGCAUGUGGGUGGCCAGUGAACUUUGGCGAGACCACAUCUUCGAGUACUACAACGUGGACAGGUCCAGGGAGAUGAACGAGAUCUCUGAGCUCAUUCUGCGGGAUGGCCACGAGAACAAGCAGGUAUCGCUGCGCAAUGUGUUCUAUCGACAGUUCCUGCCUGCCAUCGAAACCAAUUACGACCUGGUUAUUAUAUCUCACACACUUUUUGAGUUGGUUGACAAGGAGCAGCGGGAGGACGUUUUGCGAAAUCUGUGGCGCAAGUGCGAUGGCUACAUGGUCAUAGUGGAGGAGGGAACGCGUCGGGGCAGCGAGCUGGUCAACGAGGCCAGGACAUUUUUGUUGCAGCAGGAUCAAGAAGGUCACACCGUGGCACCGUGCCCUCAUGAUGUGGUCUGUCCCCGUCUUCGAGAUCUGGCGGAUCGCACGCCCUGCAACUUCCCAGUAUCCUUUGCUCCCCUGCGCUUGGGCAGCGACUCCUUGGCGGACCGCCACACCUCCCUGUACAGCUAUGCCAUCCUAAAGAAGGGUCCCCAAACCGAUAGCUCCAGUUCCUGGCCGCGGAUUGUGCGUCCCACCUUGGUGAGGUCAAAGCAUGCCAUCUGCCGGGUCUGCACGGAGGAGGGUAACCUACAAGAGGUCAUCUUUACAAAGUCCAAGCACGGAAAAUCUGCUUAUUCUUGUGCUAAGGUCAGUCGCUGGGGCGAUCGCUUGCCCAUGUCGUUGGGACAGCCGCAGGUCAAUCCCAAUCCAAAUCCAUCCAGCUCCACAGAAUCAUCCACCGCAGAACAACCCGUCUUGGCGUAGCUUUAGCUGUUAAAUCAAUAACUUAGGCAUAAAGUCGCGCCCUGCGGCUAAUUGAUACUAAAAACUGGCAUCCAAUUAGUCGAUUUAAUUAUGUGCAAACAAAUCGUUGCGGGCGGAGCUGAAAUUAAUUAAAUAGUUGCAUUUAAAUUAA
Molecule: messenger RNA, 1662 nt
Organism: Drosophila suzukii
Lineage: Eukaryota; Metazoa; Arthropoda; Insecta; Diptera; Drosophilidae
Product: ribosome assembly protein METTL17, mitochondrial
Biological process (GO): translation
Cellular component (GO): mitochondrial small ribosomal subunit
Molecular function (GO): structural constituent of ribosome; methyltransferase activity
Source: RefSeq, a predicted model, not a curated record